UAAAAUAGAACCACUAAACACUGUAACAGCCAUCAAUUCAACCGACUAUAGUAACAGCAGUUAGUAUCGAAAAUCACGCCUACCAGACACACAUUGUUUGAUAAUCUCGAAAUUUUAAAAUGUAUCAACGACACGCCGUUGAAAGUACGGCUUAACGGAUAUACCGUACCGCUUAUAUUUUUAAGAAUUCAGAAUAGUUUCGUCGAAUUUCAUUCUUAAACCGAUACACCACAUAAUCGUCAUUAUUUUUAUUAAAAUGUCACUUUAUUAUUCUCUUCUUUUAAUUUUUUUUGCCGAGUGAAUAAUUUGUAUUUGUAAACGCGGCUAAAUAAGAAGUAAGCAACGUGGGUUUGGAAGUUCCUUUUCCUCGUGAGUGGAACACAAGUAAGGUGAAACAUGGCGCUUAACCUAACCGUGAAGGUUCAUCCUGUGGUUCUUUUUCAAGUUGUUGACGCUUAUGAACGUCGAAAAGCCGAGUCCCAUCGUGUUAUUGGGACAUUAUUAGGCACAGCUGAGAAAGGUAUGGUUGAAGUAACAAAUUGCUUCUGUGUACCCCAUAAAGAGUCAGAAAGUCAAGUGGAAGCCGAUUUGACUUAUGGAAUUGAUUUAUACGAUUUAAAUCAUAGGGUCAAUGGACAGGAAAAUAUUGUUGGGUGGUGGGCAACCGGGAACGAGGUCACCACCCAUUCUUCGGUUAUACACGAAUAUUAUGUACGCGAAUGCAACAAUCCUGUCCACUUGACAGUCGAUACAACACUUAUAAAUACAACUAGAAUGGCGAUUAAGGCUUACGUAUGUGUGCCAUUAGGGGUACCUAACGGGAAACAAGGUUCCAUGUUCACACCGGUGAAAGUACAGAUUACUUGCUAUGAACCAGAAAUUGUUGGACUACAGCUUUGUUCUAAGACUCAAUUACCUGCACAUGCACAAAUAGCUGGCAUGAAAGCACGUCAUGGUAUAGAACCAAUGAUGGAUCUUGCUCAAAUUGCAGAAGCUAGUGCUAAACUUUCAUCUAUGUUGGAGCAAAUACUUCAAUAUGUUGACGAUGUACUUAAUUCCAAGCAACCACCAGAUAAUCAAGUUGGCCGCGCUCUUCUGGAUAUGGUACAUUCCGUGCCCAAAAUGUCGAGCGAUCAAUUCGACGAAAUGUUUAAUAGUAACGUAAAGGAUCUACUAAUGGUUGUUGCACUCUCGCAGAUAAUAAAAACCCAACUUCAACUCAAUGAGAAACUUACAUUGCUCACAACCCUAUAAUACAAGUCUCCCCUGGGAACUUUGUAAUAUAAAUGUGAAAAUUCUGUAAUUCAAUUUCUAUGAAUAAAGAGGUACU
Nomia melanderi (Alkali bee) is the source of this 1330-nucleotide messenger RNA. It is a transcript of the gene eIF3f1, whose product is annotated as eukaryotic translation initiation factor 3 subunit f1. Gene Ontology annotation, molecular function: translation initiation factor activity; metallopeptidase activity; translation initiation factor binding. NCBI's taxonomy places the organism in Eukaryota, Metazoa, Arthropoda, Insecta, Hymenoptera, Halictidae. The record is from RefSeq and is a predicted model, not a curated record. Gene Ontology annotation, biological process: translational initiation. Gene Ontology annotation, cellular component: eukaryotic translation initiation factor 3 complex, eIF3m.